Messenger RNA from Dioscorea cayenensis subsp. rotundata (Guinea yam), 928 nucleotides. Its product is annotated as AT-hook motif nuclear-localized protein 17-like. Bases 176 to 928 code for a protein of 250 amino acids. The record is from RefSeq and is a predicted model, not a curated record. The transcript is spliced from 2 exons. Lineage: Eukaryota; Viridiplantae; Streptophyta; Magnoliopsida; Dioscoreales; Dioscoreaceae. Gene Ontology annotation, cellular component: nucleus. Gene Ontology annotation, molecular function: minor groove of adenine-thymine-rich DNA binding; DNA-binding transcription factor activity.
AGAAAACCCAUCCUCUUGACACAAAGUACAUACACAUCAAAACCCUUCUUAGUUCAUCCCUUUCACAUUCAAAACUCUCCAAAAACUCUCUCUCACUCUCUUCAACCCCCAACUCCCUUUCUACACUCUUUCUCUGUCAAACUAAAGAAACAGUUUCCAUUCAUCAGUGUUAGACAUGAAGACCCACCACAGUGAGCAUCAUCAGAUGAUAACCAUGAACGUUGAAACAAAGCCUACCGGUGGUGGCGGCGGCGGUGGCGGCGAUGGUUCGAGCAUAGAGAUCGUACGACGGCCACGUGGCAGACCACCGGGAUCAAAGAACAAACCUAAACCGCCGGUGAUCAUAACCCGUGACGCUGACCCACCAACGUCGAUGCGGGCACACGUCAUCGAGAUCAACGCCGGCCAUGACCUCGUUGAAGCCAUCGCCGACUUCUCACGGCGCCGUGAUAUCGGUGUUUGUGUCCUCGCCGGCUCCGGCGCCGUCUCCAACGUCACUCUUCGUCAGCCGCCGCCUCCUACUUUGCAGCCACCGCCGGUUGGACCAGCCGCCACCGUUGUAUUCCGUGGUCGUUUCGAGAUCUUGUCUCUCUCCGCGACGGUGUUUCCGCCGGCGACGACGGCGUUACCGGCGCCGGCGCUGUCGGUUUCACUAGCUGGACCACAUGGGCAGAUUGUCGGUGGGAUUGUUGCUGGGCCGUUGAUGGCGGCGGGGACGGUGGUGCUCGUCGCCGCUGGUUUCUCUAACCCUACUUUCCAUCGUCUUCCGCCGGACGCCGAUGAGGUUCCGAUCACCGCCGUUGGCACGGCGGUGGUGAACUCACCGGAGACUUGUGGUGGCAUGUCUAUCUAUAAUAGUCACGUGGCUUCUGACGUCAUCUGGGCUCCGGCUCCACGUGCACCACCACCACCUCCUCCUCCUUUCUAA